AUGAUUGCCGACGAAUCGAAUGAUUCUCAUGAAAACAAACGAGUAAAGAUCACCACUGCAUGUGAUACUUGUCGUCGGCGAAAAGUUAAAUGCGACGGUGCUUCUCCAUGCGCCAAUUGUGGAAGAGGCGGAUAUCAAUGUACUUUCUCUGACGCUUCAACAAAACGACCUAGAGGUCCACCUAAAGGGUUCGUUGCACUUAUAGAAGAAAGACUACACAACAUAGAAUCUUUGUUGGUUAAGGAGGCAAAGCAAGAACAAUCAAAGGAGACGGGUGACCGUCGAAAAUAUAAUAGCACCAACAACAAUACACACCUAGUUAUACCUAGCACUCCACCAGCCGAUGUUCUUUCUCUAUUAGAACCACAAGAGCCUUUUGGUGAUGACCUUGGUAGCGAUGACGAAGAGGAUGUUCAAAAAAUUUUAACAGGUUUCACUGCCAAUAAUUAUCAGGACAACCUUCUACAUUUAUCACAUCAACCUGGCUCAUACUCAGAGCCAGAGAUACCAAGUUCUUUGCCACGAAUUACCCCUCCGCCACAAGAUGUCGUGAAUCAACUCUUGGAGAAGUUUUUCACGCAUUUUCAUCCGUUCUUUCCGAUAAUAGAUCGAACACAACUUUACCAGCAAUUGCAAAGUACUGACAAUCAGCCAUCACCGUUACUCAUGAAUGCUAUUUACGCUGUUGGCGCUUCAUAUCCACCAAUAUUACAGGACUCUUACAGUCCAACGACAUUCUAUGAACUUGCAAAAAAUUUGUUGGAUUAUUUCCUCGAUGCACCAAGACUAUCUACAGUGCAAGCCUUAAUCUUGCUAUGCAUGGUUGAUCAAGGAAAAACAUCGUCUUUUCGACCGCAAUCUUAUUCUUUCAUGGCUAUUCGAAUGGCUCAAAGUAUGAGACUUAAUCGAAAAAACGGGGCUAUCUACUAUCAGAACAACAAUAGACAUACCAAGAAAUUA
Ambispora gerdemannii is the source of this 960-nucleotide messenger RNA. The record is from the annotation of a GenBank genome assembly. Lineage: Eukaryota; Fungi; Glomeromycota; Glomeromycetes; Archaeosporales; Ambisporaceae.